GCGGCUGCCGCCAUUCUCUUUGCUGCGGUGUACCUGUCAGGGAGAAAGCAGUAGCUCUUGUAGUUUUUUGGACUCCCCGCCACAGCUUCUUCUCCUUUCGUUGUCGUUUUGCACUCCACGCGCCAAGUGGGUUGGGUAAUUAGUCGAUUGUGUUUGUUCAACCAUGACGGAAGAGGAGGUUUCUGCCGUUGUUUGCGAUAAUGGCUCGGGUAUGGUGAAGGCGGGGUUCGCUGGCGAUGACGCCCCUCGCGCCGUCUUUCCGAGCAUUCUUGGCCGCCCUCGUCAUCAAGGCGUCAUGGUUGGGAUGGGACAGAAGGAAGCUUAUGUAGGCGACGAGGCGCAGUCUAAGAGGGGUAUUUUGACCCUUAAGUAUCCGAUUGAGCAUGGUAUCGUGACGAACUGGGACGAUAUGGAGAAGAUUUGGCAUCACACCUUCUAUAACGAGCUGCGGGUUGCGCCGGAGGAGCACCCCGUGCUGCUGACGGAGGCGCCGCUCAAUCCGAAAGCGAACCGGGAGAAGAUGACCCAGAUCAUGUUCGAGACGUUCAACGUUCCAGCAGCUUACGUCGCGAUCCAGGCCGUCUUGUCCCUCUACGCGAGCGGCCGCACUACCGGCAUCGUGCUCGACUCCGGCGAUGGAGUCACACACACCGUGCCCAUCUACGAGGGCUUCGCGCUGCCGCACGCCAUUCUUCGUCUUGACCUCGCUGGGCGGGAUCUCACCGAUUACAUGAUGAAGAUUCUCACGGAGCGUGGGUACUCCUUCACCACGAGUGCGGAGCGUGAAAUCGUUCGGGACAUCAAGGAGAAGCUAGGGUACGUGGCUUUGGAUUUUGAGCAGGAGCAGUCCACCAGCUCUCAUAGCUCUUCUCUCGAGAAAAGCUAUGAGCUUCCUGACGGCCAGAUCAUCACCAUUGGGACCGAGCGAUUCCGAUGCCCCGAAGUCCUCUUCAAUCCUGCUUUGAUUGGCAUGGAGUCGGCGGGCAUUCACGAGACGACCUACAAUUCCAUCAUGAAAUGCGACGUGGACAUCAGGAAAGACCUGUACGGGAAUAUCGUCCUCAGUGGCGGGUCCACUAUGUUCCCUGGUAUUGGCGAUCGGAUGAGCAAGGAGAUUACCUCAUUGGCUCCUAGUACUAUCAAGAUCAAGGUGGUUGCUCCUCCGGAACGCAAGUACAGUGUCUGGAUAGGAGGAUCCAUUCUCGCCUCGCUCAGCACUUUCCAGCAGAUGUGGAUUUCCAAGGCGGAAUACGACGAGGCGGGACCUUCCAUUGUACAUCGGAAAUGCUUUUGAUCUCUUUGAGUCUUCGUAGUGAUUUUCAAAACACACCAGGAUUGCACGCUCAUGCGCAACUGUAGAAAUACUUUUUUCACCGUCUUCUCAUGUCCGUGUGUGCACAGUGUCGUCCUCUCUUCGUUGAACUUGUUGCUGCGGGUUUGCCCUCUUUCCUCGAACAAAUCGCGUUUGCUUCCGUGUGUGUCAUCAGAGCGAGCCGUAGAAACAAACUGACUUAUUCGAAAAAGUAACUACCUCCGCCGCCGUUUUACUACCACCGGCAGCAUAACGACCCUUGGUUUCGCUUCCGUCAUCGUGCUUCUUAGAGAUUGGUCGUCAAACGCACUUUUUCAGUUCUAGUCGCGAAGGGGAAUAUAACUAUUUUCGGCUAACUGUAUGUAUCCUUGGAUCCAGAAAACUGUCUCUGCGCUUGGGUUAAGGUCAAUCUUCUUCACCACAGAUCUGAUCUCGGAAGUGAGAGAGAGAGAGAGAGAGAGAGAGAGAGAGAGAGAGAGAGAGAGAGAGAGAGAGAGAGAGAGAGAGAGAGAGAGAGAGAGAGAGAGAUGCUUUUGGGUUGAGGUGGAAUUUGACGUGAUGAUAGCACAGGCUAGAGAGUCCUCCGUCCGCAUUCUUUGUGCAUGCACAUAAUGGAGGACACUUCGCCUCGUUGGACUCGACGAUGGGAUUUAUUCAAACCGGAUUCGACAGGUGCUCUGAGAUGGCGGAGCUUAUGAUAGACUUCCAUGCUGCUCGUCAGCUUGGAAGUUGACGACGACGAUGACGUGGAGAAGCGCUAGUGAAUUCUUUAUUUAUUACGUAUUUCUAUGAAACGCUUCAGGUUUUUCAAGCCUUUCGUGCAAGCUGUCAGUCAUUCUGCAAGUUUUACGUAGAGCAUGCCGAGGAGCAUAGCGAGGUUGCUGUGUUGUACUGAGCUGAGACUACCGCCAUCCCCCGAACACAACGCACCCUCAUUCUGGCCGCACCUGACCGGAAAGUUCGCAUUUAUACAUUCAGAAUCAGGGUUCGCCUUUAUACAUUCAGAAUCAGGGUGCGUUAUGUUCGGGAGAAGACGGUAGUAGCCGAGCAGAGCAAGCUGUGUUUCUUUACUGUAGCUGUGCUUGUAGAGGAGAUUAGAGUUUCGGUUAUGGGGUGCACCUGACAGGAAAGGUCGCCUGUAUACAUUCAGAAUCAGGGUGUUCGGGGGAAGACGGUAGUAGCCGAGCAGAGCAAGCUGUGUUUCUUUACUGUAGCUGUGCUCGUAGAGGAGGUGAGAGAUUCGGUUAAGGGGUGCACCUGACCGGAAAUAUCGCCUGUAUACAUUCAGAAUCUGGGUGCGGUAUGUUUGGGGGAAGACGGUAGUAGCAGAGCAGAGCGUUCUGUGUUUCUUUACUGUAGCUGUGCUCGUAGAGGAGAUUAGAGAUUCGGUUAUGGGCUGCACCUGACCACAAAGAUCGCCUGCAUACAUUCAGAACCAGGAUGCGUUAUGUUCGGGGGAGGACCGUAUUAGCAGAGCAGAGCAAUCUUCUUUACUGUAGCUGUGCUCGUAGAGGAGCUUAGAGAUUCGGUUAUGGCCUGCACCUGACCGGAAAGAGCGCUUGUAUACAUUCAGAAUCAGGGUGGGUUAUGUUCGGGGGAAGACGGUAGUAGCAGAGCAGAGCAAGCUGUUUUUCUUUACUGUAGCUGCGCUGGUAGCGGAGAUUAGAUAUUCGGUUAUGGGAGGAGCGGAGGGAGACGCGGAGAAGAGUGAGGCAGGGGAUUAUGUAUCAUUCCAGGGUUCAUUCGGAAAAUGAACUGCUCGCACGGGA
Chara braunii is the source of this 3081-nucleotide messenger RNA. The record is from the annotation of a GenBank genome assembly. NCBI's taxonomy places the organism in Eukaryota, Viridiplantae, Streptophyta, Charophyceae, Charales, Characeae.